Paramecium octaurelia is the source of this 1072-nucleotide messenger RNA. NCBI's taxonomy places the organism in Eukaryota, Ciliophora, Oligohymenophorea, Peniculida, Parameciidae. The record is from the annotation of a GenBank genome assembly.
AUCUUUAAAAAAUGUACAAUAAUUCUAACCAAGAUUAUUACUAAUACAAUCAGAAUACUUAACAGCAGUAUCAAUAAUAAUAACAACAACAAUAAUAUUAUAAUCCAUAGGCCUUUGAUACAUCGGAUGGAAAAGCCUAAAAAGUGAAUAAUAAUAUUGGAUGUAUAUUAUGAUCUAGAUUAUUUAGACUUGGGGGACUUUUAAGAUUCUUACAUUAGAGCAGACUUUGUAAAAAAGGUGUACACUCUUUUGACAAUGGAACUUUUGAUCACUUUAGGAAUGAUUGCUUUGGGACUUUACACACGAAUGAUUAAUUGGCUAGUAUAUAUAGAAGUGGAUGAAUUCGAUGUUUGUUAUUAUCAAGCAUUUGGACCUAUCAGAUGCUCUGGACCUAUUUAUUACCUUUAACCUUAUCCUACUUGGCUAUUCUAUGUGUCUUUCUUUAUUGCAUUGAUAAUGCAAUGUGCACUAUAUUGUGGUGGAAAUCUUGCAAGAAAAGUAAAUUACUUUGCUAUACUUAGGCUCCUGCGAAUUACAUAGUCCUAUUUCUAUAUAUUGUCUUCUUCGGAUUUACUCUAACAACCUUUUGCAUAUUAAUGGCCUUGUAUUGGGGAUAGGCUAUUGUUUGGUAAGCCUGGGGAAUCACUUUUAUGAUAGUUUUUGCAUUGACAUUAUAUGCAUGCAAGACGAAAACUGAUUUUUCUUUCAAAAGUAUCAACUGUUCCAUAUUUUUUAGUUGGUGCAAUUUUCAUUCUAUGUCCAACCAUGUUGAUGUUAGUCAUUAUGUUAUGCAUUUGGUGGAGUUACGUGGUCUAUAUCAUGUUGUGCACCUUAUUUAUAGUAAUCUAUGGAUUCUAUUUGAUAUGGGAAACCUAAUUAAUUAUGGGCAAAGGAGUAAGAAUAUUUAUAAUAUUAUUAUAGAAACUUAAAUUAUCAAUUGACGAUUAUGUGAUUGGAUCUUUGUUGCUCUAUGCUACUAUAAUUUAGUUGUUCCUCAGAAUCAUAGAAAUUUUAGCCAUAGCCCGUGGAAAAUGAAAGUUAUAAUAAUAAUAAUAAUAUCAACAUAACAUAU